This is a messenger RNA of Ostertagia ostertagi, 429 nucleotides long. The record is from the annotation of a GenBank genome assembly. Lineage: Eukaryota; Metazoa; Nematoda; Chromadorea; Rhabditida; Trichostrongylidae.
AUGGAAUCCGAUGCGAUAUCAGCCCUUUCAUCGCUGUACGAAUCAGUUGACGACAUUGACUUGUUCCCAGGACUUGUCAGUGAACGGCCUCUGAAGGGAGCACUGCUAGUCCACAAUGUCCUGCAUCUGCACAUUUCGCCACUGAAAAUGCGAUCGAUGUUCUCGAACGAUGGUGUGGCCAAAUUAGCCCAGCGAGAUUCGGAAAAUCCGUCUAUCGUCGAUCUUCUGCGCAACAGUCGAUAUCUGAGAACGAUUCAACCGAACGUCUUCGACGUGCCGGACGAUCUCAUAGCAUUGCGAAAUGAACGGCCGAACGAUACAAAUGGGUACAUCAAUGCAUGUCACGCCAUGUGUGACGUGCACCUGCACACACGAUGGGGUGGCAUGCCAUCCAGCGACAGUGGACAGCUGUGUGAAACUGUCACAUAA